Brassica oleracea var. oleracea is the source of this 1026-nucleotide messenger RNA. RefSeq names its product cold shock domain-containing protein 3-like. The record is from RefSeq and is a predicted model, not a curated record. Bases 1 to 618 code for a protein of 205 amino acids. Gene Ontology annotation, molecular function: zinc ion binding; nucleic acid binding. NCBI's taxonomy places the organism in Eukaryota, Viridiplantae, Streptophyta, Magnoliopsida, Brassicales, Brassicaceae. The transcript is spliced from 3 exons.
AUGGCGGAGACGAGCUUUUCGUUCAUCAGCCCUUCUCUCUUUAUAAUUCUAUCGCUCUUCGUAAUGGAUGAAGCGAGUGUUGGUCAAUCAAAGGCCAAGUCUGCUUUUGAGCCGGUUGAGUACGCGAUCGCGAUUGGAAACGACGGUAAGACCAAGGCCGUCGAUGUCAUUGCUCCUGGCGGUGGAGGCGGAGUCGAGUGUUACAAUUGCAGAGAGGUUGGUCAUAUGGCGAAGGAUUGUCGUGGUGGUUCCGGUGGGAACAGAUACGGUGGCCGUGGAUAUGGCGGUGAGGGAUGCUACACGUGUGGUGAUGUAGGUCAUUUCGCAAGGGAUUGCAGGGCAAACGGCGGCGGAUACGUCGGAGGUGGAGGUGGCGGUGGAAACACUUGCUAUACAUGUGGCGGAGUUGGACACAUGGCUAGAGUUUGCACAAGCAAGAGACAGUCUGGUGGUGGUGGUGGUGGUGGUGGUGGUGCUUGUUAUGAAUGUGGAGGCAUUGGUCAUUUGGCACGUGACUUUGAUCGUAGAGGAAGAGGAGGCGGUGGCGGCGGUGGUGGCAAGUGUUUCACAUGCGGCGAGGAAGGUCACUUUGCGAGGAACUGCUCUUCGUUUGCUUAACAAAAAAAAAGAAGAGUGAUGUUCAUAAAAUUCUUCGCUUUCUAUUGGUUUUCUGAUGUGAUAGCUAGAGUUGUUUCUGUUGAUGCUUUGGAAUGUUUAUUGGGAGUUUAUGAUCUCUAUAUUGCUCGUAUAUGACAGGUUCUUGCAUACCUAUUGACUGUUUUUGUUGAUGCAAUAACCCAUAUGUGUGUGAACUUGAAUGAUAGUGUGUGAUUGCAUAAGUUUAAGUUUCUUUGUCGUUCUUUACAGUUGGUGUGAUGUAAUGUGAUAGUCACUCCCGUAUGCAAAGAUUGAAACGUGCUAUUAACUUGUUAUUCAUAUCCACCAUCUGACUAGAGAUCUGUCCCGAUGCUUUCUCGAUUCCGUUUUGUUUCGUUUGAGAGCUUGUUCUUGGAAAUCUCUGACAUG